AAAGAUCAUCAUGGCGUGCAGAGACAUGGAGCGAGCACAGGCGGCUGCGAAAGAGGUCAUUGAAAACUCUGGCAAUGAGAAUGUCAUCUGCAUGAAACUUGACUUGGCAGACAGCAAGUCGAUAAGAGAGUUCGCUGAAGCCAUCAACAGAGAUGAGCCGAAGCUCAACAUCCUCAUCAACAAUGCCGGUGUGAUGGUUUGUCCUUACGGGAAAACAGCAGAUGGCUUUGAGAUGCAGAUCGGGGUUAACCACUUUG
Molecule: messenger RNA, 257 nt
Organism: Plectropomus leopardus (leopard coralgrouper)
Lineage: Eukaryota; Metazoa; Chordata; Actinopteri; Perciformes; Serranidae
Source: RefSeq, a predicted model, not a curated record